Molecule: messenger RNA, 1459 nt
Organism: Malania oleifera
Lineage: Eukaryota; Viridiplantae; Streptophyta; Magnoliopsida; Santalales; Ximeniaceae
Product: phosphopantothenate--cysteine ligase 2-like
Exons: 10
Coding region: 254-1222 (322 amino acids)
Biological process (GO): coenzyme A biosynthetic process
Cellular component (GO): cytoplasm; nucleus
Molecular function (GO): phosphopantothenate--cysteine ligase activity
Source: RefSeq, a predicted model, not a curated record
AGGACCACACGGACAGCACUCCCCAUUCAAUCUAAUUCAUUCUACGGACUUCAGAAUUGCCUUCAAUCCACCUCACUUCCCCAGCUUCGUCCUCCAGUGCUCUUCUGGUCUUCCUCCAUUCGGAAUCAGUCUAUUAUAGCGCAGACCGAUUGCACAUUUGCAGACCCCUGAAUAAAAAUCACUGCUGUCGAAGCCAGAGCACCGUCGCACACUCUGUUUCUCCUCUCUGUUCAGGGCGUAUUGGAUUGAUUCAAUGAAAAAAUCCAGUGCUUCACAAGAUACGCUGGAUGCAGAAGUCGAAUCUUUCUUUGACUCAGCUCCUCCUCUAAGAGACAGUGCCGAUGUCAAUAGAAAAUUGAAGGAAUUUAUUGAGCAGAAUGUCUUCAGGCAAGAAAAUGGAAGAUCUGGUAGGAUUGUAUGUGUAACAGCGGGUGGUACAACAGUUCCUUUGGAGCAAAGAUGUGUUCGCUACAUCGAUAACUGCAGCUCAGGCAACAGAGGAGCAACAUCAGCAGAGUAUUUUUUAAGGGCUGGAUAUGUAGUUAUUUAUCUGCAUCGAAGGGGCGCCUGCCAGCCAUAUUGCAGAGCCCUUCCGGAUGAUCCAUUGUUUGAAUGUUUUGAGGUUACUGAUCAGGCUAAUAUUCAAGUGCGUGGGCUGCAUUCUGAAGCAGUGAAGAGGGCCAUUAGUGAGCACAAUUCUGCAAUAGCGAAUGGUCGGUUGUUGAAACUUCCCUUCACAACCAUAUAUGAAUAUCUUCAGAUUUUACAGAUGAUUGCAACAUCAAUGAGCCAUCUUGGACCUCAUGCAGUGUUUUACCUUGCAGCUGCAGUGUCUGACUUUUAUGUUCCAUGGGAGAGCAUGGUGGAACACAAGAUUCAGUCAGCAUCGGGCCCUUUGGAUAUGCGACUUGUUGAAGUUCCAAAGAUGCUUUCAGUGCUGAGGAAAAGAUGGUCUCCCAUGGCCUUUAUCAUAUCUUUCAAGCUAGAGACAGAUUCAAAUAUUCUUUUAGAGAAAGCUGAAGUAGCCCGUGAGAAGUACGAGAUGCAUGUGGUGGUUGCUAAUGAGCUCUCAACAUAUAAAGACGAGGUGGUGGUAGUCACAAGCAGUGAAAAGAUUAGAGUUUGCCGAGACAAGACCGAAGACGCAAGUGACAUUGAGAACCCACUAAUCAAACUCCUGGUUGAGAAGCAUUCUGCGUACAUUGGAAAUUCUUCUGCUUGAUUUCUUCUAAGAUUGGUGAUUGGAUGUGCAACUUCCAUAAAAUGCCCUGGCUUCUCAAAGUCCAUUUCUCUACUAGCCAAACUCUGGUUGAGAAAGUAAGCACUCAGUAUGCUUUGAGGAUUGAAUAAUGAUCUGUGAGAUUUGAAUUUGCAAAUUUGGUAAAUGCCGUUACUCAAAAUUUCCUUUCAAUCUGUUACAUAUUACUGUGUCAAUUAUGGAAAAACAUUUUUCAUUUUA